Alternaria arborescens is the source of this 1155-nucleotide messenger RNA. RefSeq names its product S-(hydroxymethyl)glutathione dehydrogenase. Bases 1 to 1155 code for a protein of 384 amino acids. Gene Ontology annotation, molecular function: S-(hydroxymethyl)glutathione dehydrogenase [NAD(P)+] activity; zinc ion binding. The transcript is spliced from 4 exons. The record is from RefSeq and is a predicted model, not a curated record. Gene Ontology annotation, biological process: formaldehyde catabolic process. Gene Ontology annotation, cellular component: cytosol. NCBI's taxonomy places the organism in Eukaryota, Fungi, Ascomycota, Dothideomycetes, Pleosporales, Pleosporaceae.
AUGCCUGCUGAUACCGUAGGAAAGACUAUUACCUGCAAGGCCGCAGUGGCUUGGGAAGCUGGCAAGGACCUGUCCAUUGAGGAAAUUGAGGUUCUGCCCCCUCGCGCACACGAAGUUCGUAUCCAGAUCUACUACACUGGUGUCUGCCAUACCGAUGCGUACACCCUCUCUGGCAAGGACCCCGAGGGUGCUUUCCCCAUUGUCCUUGGUCAUGAGGGUGCCGGUUACGUCGAGUCAGUUGGUGAGGGAGUUACCAAUGUGAAGCCUGGUGAUCACGUUGUUGCGCUCUACACCCCCGAAUGCAAAGAAUGCAAGUUCUGCAAAUCCGGCAAGACGAACCUCUGCGGAAAGAUCCGCGCUACACAAGGAAAGGGCGUCAUGCCUGACGGCACAUCGCGUUUCCGCUGCAAGGGCAAGGACCUCCUCCACUUCAUGGGCACAUCCACCUUCUCCCAGUACACAGUUGUAGCCGACAUCUCCGUCGUCGCCAUCGAGGAAGACGCCCCCAUGGACCGCCCCUGCCUGCUCGGCUGCGGAAUUACCACCGGCUACGGCGCUGCCGUCAUCACGGCGGGCAAGAACGGUGUCGAGGAGGGCAGCAACGUCGCCGUAUUCGGCGCUGGCUGCGUCGGUCUGUCCGUCAUCCAGGGCGCGGCCAAGAACAAGUCCGGCAUGAUCAUUGUAGUCGACGUCAACGACGCAAAAGAGGAAUGGGCCAAGAAAUUCGGCGCCACACACUUUGUCAACCCGACCAAGCUUGGUAACCAGUCUAUCCAGGAGAAGCUCAUUGAGAUGACAGAUGGUGGCUGCGACUACACGUUUGAUUGCACGGGUAACGUUAAUGUUAUGCGUGCUGCGCUUGAGGCGUGCCACAAGGGAUGGGGUGAGAGCAUCAUUAUUGGUGUUGCGGCUGCUGGUCAGGAGAUUUCUACUCGUCCGUUCCAGCUCGUUACCGGUCGUGUGUGGAAGGGAUGUGCUUUUGGUGGUGUCAAGGGACGUACGCAACUACCCGGACUCGUCUCUGACUACAAGCGUGGCGACCUAAAGGUUGAUGAGUUCAUCACCCACCGUCAACCACUCGACAAGAUCAACCAGGCUUUCGGCGAUAUGAAGGCUGGUGACUGCAUUCGCUGCGUUGUCAACAUGCGCGAAUAA